Zerene cesonia (dogface butterfly) is the source of this 1254-nucleotide messenger RNA. RefSeq names its product 4-galactosyl-N-acetylglucosaminide 3-alpha-L-fucosyltransferase FUT6-like. Gene Ontology annotation, cellular component: membrane. The transcript has 6 exons. Gene Ontology annotation, molecular function: alpha-(1->3)-fucosyltransferase activity. NCBI's taxonomy places the organism in Eukaryota, Metazoa, Arthropoda, Insecta, Lepidoptera, Pieridae. The record is from RefSeq and is a predicted model, not a curated record. Bases 1 to 1254 code for a protein of 417 amino acids.
AUGUGCCAGACGUAUUCAUUUCACGAAUUGGCUCUCGACGAAGCAUCAAUAGGAAAAAUUAUAAUAGCGUAUUUUUUGGCAGCAACUAUGUCAAGUGAUGGUGGAAAACAUGGUGAUAUCGUCGGCGAUUAUAUCGACAAAAGGAAGUCAUGGAAAACCUCUAACCUAGGGUCAUUGUUAUUUAAAUUCCAAAAAACAAAUGACAUUGGAAAUACUACGAAGAACGAAGAGGACAAAAGAUUCAUUGUGUUAAUUUGGAAGCAUUGGGACUGGUUAAAGAGCCGCCACGUUUACAAUUUUAACAAUGAACGGCCACCUGAUAUUUUCAAUAAAUGCAGAGUGAAAAACUGCAUAUUCACAGGCGAUGAGAAGUAUUUGGAGAGCGCAGAUGCAGUAGUCAUUCAUAUGCAAAGAGGAAUAUAUCCUAACACGACCCGUCGAAAUAGGAAACAAAGAUGGAUCUUCCUGAACGAUGAAUCUCCUAUAAACGCAUUUUCCAUGGCAAAAACUAGGCCCAAAUAUAAAGAUUUGGCUAAUAUGUUUAAUUGGUCUAUGACUUACAGGAGUGAUGCUGACGUGCCUGUACCAUAUGGACGAACUGUGCCUUUAGAAAAGCCUUUAUUAUCUGAUUCGGCAAAUUUAAAUCAAUUAGUCCCAUAUUGGAGUAGCAAGCGCCGCGAUAAAUUAGCUUCUGUGCUGAUGUCCAACUGUGGUGUGUCGAAAAGAAUGAAAUACUUGACUGAGAUCGAAAAAUAUCUCCCCUUAGACGUAUAUGGGAAGUGCUCGAAGGACCAUAAAAAUAGUUGUCCUGGUCAUUUCAGAUCGGAUUGCAAUGUGACGUCGCAAUAUUUAUUCUACUUAGUUCUAGAAAAUUCACAAUGUCGGGAAUAUUUAACAGAGAAAGCGUUUAACAAUGCUUACGACAAGGGCGCCAUACCAGUUAUAAUGGGCCCGAAGCCAGAUGAAUGUGACAAAAUUCUACCUCCCAAUUCAUUCUUACAUAUUAAUAAUUUUGAUAAACCACGAGAUUUAGCGAAGUAUAUUAUUCAUCUAAGCGCAAAUGAUGAGGCUCUACUUAAUUUCCAUAGAUGGAGAAAUCAUUUCAAAAUCGUGAAUGAACAUGGAUAUUUCGGUACGAAGUCGUUUCAUUAUUGCAGAGUAUGUGAAGCGUUAAAUUAUAAUGACAAAAGUGAAAAAAUUUACAACGAAAACGAUUUGCGAACGUUUUUGGAUCCUGCCAAGUUAUGUUUUUAG